AUGUCUGCUCCAACCAUGAGAUCCACGUCAAUAUUGACAGAGCAUCUGGGGUAUCCGCCCAUUUCGCUUGUUGAUGAUAUCAUUAAUGCAGUAAAUGAAAUUAUGUACAAGUGCACAGCUGCCAUGGAAAAAUAUCUGCUAUCCAAGAGCAAGAUCGGCGAAGAAGAUUACGGGGAAGAGAUCAAAAGCGGAGUUGCCAAGUUGGAAUCGCUAUUGGAGAACUCCGUAGAUAAGAAUUUUGACAAGCUAGAACUAUAUGUUUUAAGGAACGUCCUUCGAAUCCCCGAAGAGUACUUAGAUGCCAAUGUUUUUAGGCUGGAGAACCAAAAAGAUCUAGUCAUUGUGGAUGAGAAUGAGUUAAAAAGAAGCGAGGAGGAACUUCGAGAGAAAGUGAACGACGUUGAGUUGGCAUUCAGAAGGAAUGAAAUGCUAUCGAAAAGAGUUGCGAAAGUGAAAAGACUGCUAUUUAUGAUAAAAGGGCUCAAAAAGAAACUGAACGAGUUACUGAAAUGUAAGGAUGAUAAGCAGUUGCAGAAAGUUUUGGAGUCGUUGAAACCUAUAGAUGACACAAUGACUUUACUGACUAAUUCAUUACGUAAACUAUAUGUCGACAGCGAAAGUACCAGUUCAACAGAAGAGGUAGAGGCACUAUUGCAGAGAUUGAAGACCAAUGGCAAACAAAAUAAUAAGGAUUAUAGAACGCGAUAUAUCGAUUUAAGGACUAAUAAUGUCUUACGAAAACUGGGGCUGCUAGGCGAUAAAGAGGAAGAAAAACAGCCCGCCGAGCCGGAUGUGAGGAAGCAAGAAAGGGGUAUCGCCAACCUAGUUAUCGAAGAACCUCAAUUAGAUUUGCUCGAUGAUGUAUUAUAA
Saccharomyces paradoxus is the source of this 870-nucleotide messenger RNA. It is a transcript of the gene MTW1, whose product is annotated as MIND complex subunit MTW1. Lineage: Eukaryota; Fungi; Ascomycota; Saccharomycetes; Saccharomycetales; Saccharomycetaceae. The record is from RefSeq and is a predicted model, not a curated record. The transcript has a single exon. Gene Ontology annotation, cellular component: chromosome, centromeric region; nucleus. Bases 1 to 870 code for a protein of 289 amino acids. Gene Ontology annotation, biological process: protein localization to kinetochore; mitotic sister chromatid segregation; mitotic cell cycle.